Messenger RNA from Drosophila bipectinata, 681 nucleotides. The record is from RefSeq and is a predicted model, not a curated record. NCBI's taxonomy places the organism in Eukaryota, Metazoa, Arthropoda, Insecta, Diptera, Drosophilidae.
GCUGCUUGGAAAAACAAAGUGAGGAAUUACUUAACUGUUAUUUAAAUCAAAAAUAUAAGAGUGCCUGGAACAUUAUAAAAUGUCAGAACAAAACAAUACUCAACCGAACCCAGAUCCUCCCCUAAAAGAUGUUACUUCUUUUCAAAGAGAGCUUCCUCCGGAUAUGGAUAUAUUUCGGGAUAGUUUUAUACGGUAUAUGGGUUAUAGCAACGAAAUUGGGGAGGCAUUUAGACCGCUGGUGUCUAAAUCACUUGUAGCUGCAUCCUAUGGAAUGGCCAUCGGAUACGUUUGCACAGAUACGUUCGACAAGUCGCUGCGUCUCCGGAUGAACGGUGCCCCCACACGGGAGGUGCUUGUCAAGGGCGGUGAUGUUUUUUCCUGGCAGAUGCUAGCCUCUGUAACGAUUCCCGGUCUAGUUAUUAAUCGGAUUACCUGGGCCACCCGCCUUGCGAUGAGGCGUGCCCCUGUUGCUUUACUCAAGACUGUACCCACCCUGGUGGGCCUCGCUAGCAUACCACUGAUCGUGCAUCCUAUCGACAAACUUGUGGAUCGUGUGAUGGACGCCACAUACCGUCAGUACAUACGGUAGUGAAGACUUCACACAGUACCAUAAUCUUUUAACAUAGCCCCUGGUGAUAGUUAUUAUAAUUAUUAAACAAUUAUUAAAGUGUUUUAGAAACC